UCAACCACCCCCACCAGCACCAGGGGCCUGUGGUCCCCAUGCUGACCUCAGGUGAUGUUUAUAUUCCUGGGCUGUUUGUUCUGUGAACGGAACAUCUGACACCUUUUCAGAGAAAUGUUUUUCUCUUCGUUUGGAACAUCUGGAACCAGCAAGAACAUCUGGGACUGCCGGGAAGAGCUGUUUCUCGGAUGGAACCUGAACUCCCCUGUCCCCACUUCCCACAGCUCCGGCCCCAACCUGUGCUCCUCGGGUUGGGGGUGGGGACGCCACUGUACCAGAACUUGCAGGCUCCCCCAGACCAGCCUCUUGUCUUCCACUCCAGACCCGUGGAGCUGUGGAUAACACUUCUGUGCCCUGAGAGUCCACUGAUUGCUGAGUGGUGGGUUUUCAGUAAGCCAUCAACACCCAAGUCCACCGUCUUUGGCAGCUCCCAGCAAACUCUCCCACCAAGUGAGCGAGGUGGGGCCUCUCGCCAGAGCCGGGACCAAAUCUUCUCCCAGGAGCCUCCGUUGUCACGGGCUUGGGGCUGGAGACAGGGUGAGCAUGGCAGGGCCGGCGUCGAUUCCCGGGCUCAACAACUGGCUGGUGCUGGGGCUGCUGCUCCUUUCAGCAGGUGAGACGGUGCUGGCGGCCAAAACAGAAGACCUGCUCCGGGAUCCCAAAGGAAACACUUGUUCCCGGAUCUGGCAGCACCCACGUUUCGUGGCCAAGAAACGGGGCUCCACCGUGGAGAUCAGGUGCCACCUGGAGGAUAUGGGUGUCGUGAGCUGGUUCCGGAAGCCGAAGCCGGACUCAGAGCCCAAGAUAUUUCUCCCGGAGGAGGGCCGCAUCCUCCAGAACCACAACAACUCCGAGGCCAUCCUCACCAUCCUAGGCGUCCAGUUUCAGGACAACGGCAUCUACUUCUGCAAGCAGGAGUGCACCAAGGGGACUUCGAGGACAGAGCACGGCUGCGGCACUGAGCUCCGGGUCAUGGGGUUCAGCACCCUGGCCCAGCUGAAGCGGCGGAACACACUGAAAGACGGCAUCAUCAUGAUCCAGACCUUGCUCAUCAUCCUCUUCAUCAUCGUGCCCAUCUUCCUGCUGCUGGACAAGGAUGACAGCAAGGCCGGGAUGGAGGAAGAUCACACCUAUGAGGGCCUGGACAUUGACCAGACAGCCACUUACGAAGACAUAGUAACUCUGCGGACAGGAGAGGUGAAGUGGUCGGUGGGUGAGCACCCAGGCCAGGAGUGAGGGGCCGGCCCUCCCCACGCUCCUGGGCACAGCCCGCUGGGCCUUAGUGACUGCUUCAGUGCUGUCCCCACCUUUUCCCUGGACCCCCGUCAGCCUCCAAAGCGGGCCCACCAGACCCACCUGCCCCUCCAGCCCUUGGUCCCCAUCUCUCACCGGAGGGACUGGCGCAGAAGGGCUGCAGGGCAGUGAUUAGGAGCAACGGGGUCCUCGGGGGCUAGACUGGACCCCGCAUUCCGGGGGUGCUGUGUGGGGGAUCCGUGGCCCUGUGAAGGCCAGGGAAGGCAGAGACUUGUCUGGAACCUGCAAGCGGACUCAGAGCAGCCCGGCUUCUCUGGAGAGCCGGGCCAGGGUCACAGCCCACCCCAAGCAGCC
Budorcas taxicolor (takin) is the source of this 1608-nucleotide messenger RNA. It is a transcript of the gene CD79B, whose product is annotated as CD79b molecule. Gene Ontology annotation, molecular function: transmembrane signaling receptor activity. Gene Ontology annotation, cellular component: external side of plasma membrane; B cell receptor complex; membrane. Lineage: Eukaryota; Metazoa; Chordata; Mammalia; Artiodactyla; Bovidae. The record is from RefSeq and is a predicted model, not a curated record. Bases 544 to 1236 code for a protein of 230 amino acids. Gene Ontology annotation, biological process: B cell receptor signaling pathway; B cell differentiation. The transcript is spliced from 8 exons.